This is a messenger RNA of Lactuca saligna, 390 nucleotides long. The record is from the annotation of a GenBank genome assembly. Lineage: Eukaryota; Viridiplantae; Streptophyta; Magnoliopsida; Asterales; Asteraceae.
AUGCUCAGAAACUCCAUGAGCUAUGGUAUCCAGCUUCACUGUGGAGGAAUGAUCUUAAUUAUAGCUGAACAUCUUAGUCUCCACAUACCUAACAACCCCACUGAUAUAAUUCCGGGUCGCACUCGUUUAUUUAUUGAUGUUAUGGAGACUAUGCACCUCUUUCACUGCUAUCCUAAUGAGGAUGUUCAUUGGACCGUAGAUGGUGCCUCCAAAUCGGCUCGCCCCAUUCCCUUUCCCGAACACAACCUUUACAUGGGCGAGUUUGCACGAUUAGACCACCAUUACACGAGUCUUCAGCAGGAGGUAGUCAAGAUUUGUACAUGUGUUUCUGAACAUACCUCCGAGUUUCAGGACUACCGUAAUCUUCAGGAGGAGCGUUGGGCCCAGUAG